Molecule: messenger RNA, 1353 nt
Organism: Mercurialis annua (annual mercury)
Lineage: Eukaryota; Viridiplantae; Streptophyta; Magnoliopsida; Malpighiales; Euphorbiaceae
Product: protein IQ-DOMAIN 33
Exons: 6
Coding region: 43-1101 (352 amino acids)
Molecular function (GO): protein binding
Source: RefSeq, a predicted model, not a curated record
CACCUUAUUCAAGUACAUUGCUUUGUUCUCACCAAGUGAAAAAUGGGUAUCACCGGAGGAUUAGUAAGGAGCGCCUUUUCAAGAAACCGGUCGGCCAGAAUUCAAGAAACCAGCCAGGUAAGAAACAAUGCAGGUGAUAAAAAAAGAUGGACUGGUGUUAGAUCAUAUCUUUGUGGAGAUGAGUUAUUAAAUUCAGUAGCUGCAGAGGAAGAUUCAGAUUCAGUUAAAUGUUCAGAAGAAACAGUAACACAGCCCGUAACGGAUGAUUCUGCAAGUAAAAGAGAAGAUAAUGUUAAUAAUCCAAAUGAAAAGCAUAAUUCAACUUCUAAAUUGUUUCAGCAAGAUGAUGCAGCAAUUACUAUUCAAUCUGCAUUCAGAGACUUCAUGGCUAGACGCCGUAGCCGGAGCAAGGAAAUUGAAUUGAAGGAUGAUAAACAGGAGCUUGUUGUGGCAAUGGAAAGCCCUGGUAGAGAUUCUGUCGGUACAUCAAUUGAAGUUCAGACAGGAAAUUCUGUAGAAGUUGUUUCAGUUGAUCAUGAAAAUUCAGCUGUUCAUUUCCAAAUGUCAAAAAAGGCCAGAACACAAAUUUUCAGGAUAAAGGAAGACUGGGAUGAUAGCACAGCAAGUAGCAAUGCGAUUAGAAGAAGGAUUCAGAACAGAAUGGAAGCGACGAACAGGCGUGAAAGGGCACUGGCAUAUGCUUUUGCACAACAGCUAAGAAUAUGUUCAAAGAAAAAACAGACGAGAACCGAUGGAACAGAACAGAACAUGGGUUGGAGCUGGCUAGAAAGGUGGAUGGCAACUCGAAUCCCAGACACCUCACUUGAAAGUCAUACAAACAGCAAUCACAAACUAGCAGCUAGGAAGAGAUUUUUCGAUAUAGUAGGAGAAGAAAGGGAAAGUUGUGGGUCAAAUGAAGUGUCGGUUCAAUUUGAUAGCUUGUCGAUGACUGCAGGAAGCGAAAAGAGCGUUUGCAAGAACCGGAUUAAGCCUACAAGAGCCAUAUCAAGAAGGAAAACAGUCCCAAGGUCAGAAGGAGCAUUACAAGGUAAUCAAGGAAGUGUGUCAAAAGGAGACCAGCAAAUAAAGAACACAACAUAAUAUAAAUUGCAAGCAUAAUGCACCCAAGCAACAGCUUCUGCUCCUUGUGUAAUAUCAAUCUUGGAACAAAUUUCAAUUACUAUUUGCAUUUUAUUUCAUGAAUAACGUAUUGCUGCAGCAUACGUAACAAAAAUUGCAUUGUAUGUCAUCAGAAUCCAAGAAUCACUUGCAGUGUAAGGCACGUAAAAGUGACCUAAAGUAUGGGAUGAAUGUCAACAAUCAUGAUUAAUACAGCACUAUAUUGCACGGAAA